UGACAACCAAUUUUUUAAUCAAACCAAACACCCCUUUAAUCCCCUCCAUUCCAUCCAUCAGCCGCAGCCACCUAGCUAGCACCGGGCCCGAGAAAUCAAGAGCUAGCUCCUCCAUCAUCGAGCUCGAGCUCCAGCAAUGGCGGCCAACGGCGCCACCAUCGAAGAUCACCACAACUACGAGUCCGCCCUCCAAGAAUCCCUCCUCUCAGCCAGCGUCAAGCCGGAGCCGGACCUAGUCGACGACAUCCAGACCGUCGGAUCCUUCCUCCGCCACGCGACAGAGGAAAACCGACGGCUGUGGCAGCUCGCAGGCCCGUCCAUCUUCACCUCCAUCGCCCAAUACUCCCUGGGCGCCGUCACCCAGGUCGCCGCCGGCCGCCACCUGACCACCCUCGACCUCGACGCCGUCUCCACCGCCAACUCCGUGAUCGCCGGUCUGGCAUUCGGGAUCAUGCUGGGCAUGGGCAGCGCCCUGGAGACGCUCUGCGGCCAGUUCCACGGCGCCAAGCAGGAUCGCCUCCUGGGCCUCUACCUGCAGCGGUCCUGGCUCCUGCUCACCGCCAUGGCCGCCGUCUUCCUCCUCCCGCUCUACCUCUUCGCGUCCCCGAUCCUCCGGCUGUUCCGCCAGGACCCCGCCAUUGCCGACCUUGCCGGGACCUUCGCGCUCUACAUGGUGCCGCAGCUGUUUGCUUACGCGGUGAAUUUCCCGGUCCAGAAGUUCCUGCAGGCGCAGGGGAAGGUGGGAGCCAUGGCGGCCGUCUCCGGCGCCGCGCUGGCGUUCCACGUGGCGCUGACGUGGCUGCUUGUGGGUCCGUUCGGGAUGGGCCUUGGUGGGCUGGCUGUGGCGCUGAAUGUGUCGUGGUGGGCCGUGGUGCUGGGCCAGGUGGCCUAUAUUGUGUCGGGGGGUUGUCCUGGAGCCUGGAAUGGGUUCGAGAUCGAGUGCCUCGUCUUCUCCGAGCUCAAGAGCUUUGCUCGCCUCUCCAUUGGAUCCGCCAUCAUGCUCUGCCUGGAGUUCUGGCUCUACAUGUUCCUGAUAGUCAUCGUGGGCAACUUGCCCAACGCCCAGGUCGCCGUCGCCGCGGUCUCCAUCUGCACGAACCUGUUCGGUUGGCAGAUCAUGGUGUUCCUGGGCUUCAACGCGGCAAUCAGCGUCCGGGUCUCCAACGAGCUCGGCGCCGGGCGUCCCAAUGCGGCGAGGUUCUCUAUCUUGGUGGUGCUCAUGUCCUCCGUCGCCCUGGGGCUCGCCUCCUUCGUCGCCGUGCUGCUGCUCCGGGACGUCUACGGCGCGCCGUUCACGGACAGCCCCGAGGUCGUGGAAGCCGUGGCCAGCCUCGCCGUCGUCUUCGCCUUCUCGCUGCUGCUCAACAGCGUGCAGCCCGUGCUCUCCGGCGUCGCCGUCGGGGCCGGCUGGCAGUGGCUCGUGGCUUACGUCAAUCUGGGAUGCUACUAUGGGAUUGGCAUCCCUGUUGGGUACAUCCUCGCCUUCCCGAUGCACCAAGGGAUCCGGGGAAUGUGGGCCGGGAUGCUGACGGGGGUAGCGUUGCAGACGGUGAUCCUGGUGGUCAUCACCAUGCGGACGGACUGGAACAAGGAGGCAAGAGAGGCGAGCUCGAGGAUACAGCAGUGGAGCGGUGGAUCGGCCAAAAAGGAGGUCACCAAUGGCAUCUAGCAUUCUGCUUAUAUUUUCUUUGAGUACGUUAGGAGGAGGGGUGUGGUGCUAGCUUUUGAGGUUUGCUGUGAACCUCUGUACGUGUGGAGAUCAAGAGUACGUUUGUUGUGGCAUGCAUUCAUGUAUAAGUUUGUAAAAAGAUAUUGCAACAGUUUGGGAUCACAUAGGUACAGCACAUGCAUGUAUCUACAGCGUCACACAAAAUUCGAAAUCGAAAAGGAUGCACACAACGACUCAAGAAAUAAAAAUCCGUUGAUAGCACUGC
This is a messenger RNA of Brachypodium distachyon (stiff brome), 1934 nucleotides long. Its product is annotated as protein DETOXIFICATION 33. Gene Ontology annotation, biological process: xenobiotic detoxification by transmembrane export across the plasma membrane. NCBI's taxonomy places the organism in Eukaryota, Viridiplantae, Streptophyta, Magnoliopsida, Poales, Poaceae. Gene Ontology annotation, cellular component: membrane. The transcript has 5 exons. The record is from RefSeq and is a predicted model, not a curated record. The coding region runs from base 137 to 1669 and encodes 510 amino acids. Gene Ontology annotation, molecular function: antiporter activity; xenobiotic transmembrane transporter activity.